Messenger RNA from Acanthaster planci (crown-of-thorns starfish), 1405 nucleotides. It is a transcript of the gene ccnb1ip1, whose product is annotated as cyclin B1 interacting protein 1. Gene Ontology annotation, biological process: reciprocal meiotic recombination. The record is from RefSeq and is a predicted model, not a curated record. Gene Ontology annotation, cellular component: synaptonemal complex. Lineage: Eukaryota; Metazoa; Echinodermata; Asteroidea; Valvatida; Acanthasteridae. Gene Ontology annotation, molecular function: ubiquitin protein ligase activity.
UCGGGUGCGAUCGUGCCGGUCACGCGUUUUGGAAUUUUCACUACAAUUAACUUGGCGUUCUAGUUUGCUAUUAAGUUCCGCGAUUGAAUGAAUUCUCAUAAACUUGAAAAACUCUGGCAUUCAGUUUGAUUUGAAAGGUUCGUGUGUUGGUGGGACGUGGGUUGCGAGUUGCGAAGUCGAGGAGAAUUUGAGAAAGAACUUCAAGUUCACGCCCACGCAGACAAGAUGGAUGAAAUGGUGUGCAACUUUAAGAAAUGUCGGAAGAGACUCAGCUCAUUUGCAUGGGUUACGUCAUGCUCUCAUAUAUUUUGUGAUGAGGAUGGUACUAAGGAAUUCAACAAGUGCUUCGCCUGUCCAGCAUGUGAAACCAACCUGUCAGGGAAGUUUGACAUAGUCCGCAUUGAUCUCUCACCUUCGGAGCAGUACAAGUCUAUGGUACUUGCAGGGCAGAAACCAGACACCAUAUUGGAGGUGUGCACGCGAGCUAUGGCCUUCUGGACAUACCAGAUCCAGCAGGAGAGAAUCUACCAGGACUAUGUCGCUAACAAGUCCAAGGAACGAAGCGCCCAGCUGGAGCAGUACUACGAACACACUGUCACCAAGCUACAGUCAGAGAUUGCAUCACUCAAGCACCAAAUGUCAGCUGUCAAAAAAGAGCUGGAAUCUUCCAAGAAGCAGUACCAUGAUCUGUCGGACAAGAUGGCAGAACGUACCAGACAGCAUCAGAAGCUCCAGAUAAUGUACGAUGCUCAGAAAAGGCGAUCCAUUAAUGUAGGUAUGCUGGACCCUGGCGGAUCACACGAGAGCCACAGGCGGACUCAAGCAGCACCCUCCAUCAGCUAUGACAUACCCAUCUCCUCGGGGGAUGAGAGCACUAGCAGAUCUGGAAGACAUCGCGGUGGAGGUGAUCACAUGAGAAUGAUGUCACCUGCAGAAAAGGAGUUCGUGCUGCGCCCCACCAACACGCCAAUCCAGUCCAUGCCCUUGGCUGUGCAGAACCGCUUCAGCAUGGAGAUAGGAACGCCCAAUGAGCUCGCCCGACGGCUGGGACAGCGAAAGACCUGACCAACAGGACGAUCCAUCCUUGCCACCUUAGUUACGGAGACUCCUUGGAUUAAUCUGUUAACAUUGUCUUUUCAAGGGGCGUUUUAGUAUCCUUACACCCAGUAGGCCGUUUGGCCAUCUUGUUUUGUUCACACAAAUGCAGGUUAGAGCAUAAAACCUUAGAAACUUGGAAGUCCAGUAUUUGACUUUCAGGCAAAUGUGGACAUCCCAUUUUGAAAUGCUCACUCAAACCCCGAGUGUUGAGCCUAGGAACAAUCUUUACUACGAUAUAAGUCUUGAAGGUUUGCAUGGUGAAGAGGUACAAUAGAAAGUAGGUUUGCGGUAGCACCAUGGACGUAUC